Messenger RNA from Heteronotia binoei (common prickly gecko), 924 nucleotides. It is a transcript of the gene KLF1, whose product is annotated as KLF transcription factor 1. The record is from RefSeq and is a predicted model, not a curated record. The transcript is spliced from 2 exons. Bases 1 to 924 code for a protein of 307 amino acids. Gene Ontology annotation, molecular function: RNA polymerase II cis-regulatory region sequence-specific DNA binding; DNA-binding transcription factor activity, RNA polymerase II-specific. Lineage: Eukaryota; Metazoa; Chordata; Lepidosauria; Squamata; Gekkonidae. Gene Ontology annotation, biological process: regulation of transcription by RNA polymerase II.
AUGGCUGCUGCUAACUCCUCCUGCCUUCUUGUGUUCCAGUGGCAGAAAACAGAGGACUCGGCAGGAUACGUGUCCCAAGGAGACUGGGAUGAGGUAGAAGAGUUCCUCUAUGGCACUCCACAGAACCUCCCCCCGAACAGCUUUCCCGCCUAUGCACCACCAGGCCCCACCAGCGCUCCUUACCUGGUUCCAGCAAUACAGCACUCAACUGUUGCUGCCUACGAGGCCGGAGGAGCCUUAAUGGGAACACCUGGAGGGAACGUCUCUUCGGCCCAAUGCAGCUUUCGCCCCCCAGCUCCGGACCCCAGGAUUCUGUCAGCAGGGAUGGCGACGGACUUUGCUGUGCCCCAUUCUGACCAGGAGCUCCGUAUGGGUCUGGUGGCCCGUAAAAUCAACAGGGGUCCUCCUUCAGCAGGCCAGCACCUCGGAGACCCCAGAGCAGCCGGCCCUGGUCCGUACUGGCAGCCGCCCCACAACGCCUGGCUGAACCGCAGCCCUCCGUGGCAAUCCAGCUCCACCCAAGCCGUGCCGAUCCAGCUCUACCAGGCAGGUCCGGAGCUGACCGCUUUGCCUUCUCCUGGCCUCUCAGGCCCUCCUUUGCCCACAGGGGGAGUGGCGGGCCAGCCGAAGGUGGCCCAGAAGUCUCAGCCACGCAAGCCCCCUGGCGGCCACGCCUGUAGCAUCCCCCAAUGUGGCAAGACCUACACCAAGAGCUCUCACCUGAAGGCCCAUAUCCGGAGCCACACAGGUGAGAAGCCCUAUUUCUGCACCUGGGAAGGCUGCACCUGGAAGUUUACCCGCUCGGACGAGCUGAACCGUCACUUCCGCAGGCACACCGGGGAGCGCCCCUACAAGUGCAUCUUCUGUCCCCGGGAUUUCUCCCGUUCCGAUCACCUCUCUUUACACUUGAAGAAACACAAGUAG